AGCUAGAAAAGUAUGUCCAAAUAUUUUUUUUUCAUUGUUUGUAAAAGUAGACAUGGAUUGACUAAAACAUUUUUUGUGGAUAAUAAAGGGGGGAUUAUCUAAGUAUAAAAUAUUCUUUUUUAAACACCCCUUCCCUUUUUGGACACAGUUUAUGGGAGAGAGAAUUGUUUUGAUAUUUUAUGCUUUUUUGUGUGUUCGAUUAUAAUAAUAGCCUCCAGCUGAGCAUUGUUUUGUACUUAUUUUUAGUGUAUUUUUUUGAGACAAUUUCUUUAAAAAAUUUUUAUUUUUUGAGUGAUUGGCAGUUUAAAAAAUUCUUAAAAUUUUAAAGCAAUGUCAGAAAAUUUUUUCAAAAAAAUUUUACUUCAAAUAAUAAUAAUUUUUAUUAUUGCCCCUAUAUCUCGGGAGCAAAAUUCUUUCUCAUUUCUUGUCAAAAGAAUUUGUCCUGGUGGAUUUCCUAUGGAUACUCACAAUUUUUGUCCAUUCUGGGCUGCAAUUGGUGAAUGUCCAAAAAACUCAAAAUAUAUGCAUAGACAAUGUGUUGCUUCUUGUAAUGUUUGUCCACAAAAAGUGCCUACUCCUCCACCUCCUCCUCCACCACCAAACCAACAACCGCCACCAACUUCAUUUUCAAAAUUGCCGCCUUUCUUUUCUGCACAAAUAGCAAAGUGUUUUAUGAAUAUUCAAACUAGCGAAACCCCAACUCGAAAUAUCCCAACAAGAGAACAAUUUGAAAAUCGAGGAUUUAGUAUUGGCUGUCUUGGAAGAAAUCAAGAAAAUUCGUGUUCUUCAAAUGUUUGUUAUCAUUUACGUUAUCGAACAUUUGAUGGUUCUUGUAAUAAUUUGGUGGAAGGGAGGUCGCUUCGAGGGGCUGCUUUUAUGCCCUUUGGAAGGCUACGGCCAGCUAAUUAUGAGGAUGGGGUUGCGAGGAUGGUUGGCACAAGCAAGCCGGUGCCAAAUCCUCGUACUGUAACCCAUUUAUUGCUUAGUAGCUCUUUUGUUGUGUUGACAACUUUUAAUGGACUUUUGAUGCAAUUUGGGCAAUUUUUAAGUCACGACAUAACAAGAAAUACAGUCACAAAUUUUUGUCGUUGCGAAACGGUCCAUGAAGAAUGUGCAAAUAUGCCCGUUCCUUUACAUGAUACACGCUUUAAAAAACAGCAACCAAAUUUUUGCAUUCCAAUGACUCGCUCUUCAGUUUUGUGUGGUACAGGUUCAGGCAGACAAGGACCUGGAAGAAUUCCUAGAACACCUAUAAAUGAAAAUGGAGCCAAUCCAAAUCAAGCCCAGGAAAUGCGUGUUGGUGCUCUACUUCGAACUUUACCACUUCCAAAUCCCCCAUUUUCUGCAGUGCCUCCACCUGCUCAAACAGAAAGUUCUAAUUUGGUGACGGGAGAUAAUCGUGGUAACCUUUUUGUUGGUUUGAUGGGAUUACAUACAAUAUUUGUUCGUUUACAUAAUAGAAUUGCCACAACACUUAUACAAUUAAAUCCUCAUUGGAAUCAAGAUAGAGUAUAUCAAGAAACACGUAAAAUUGUUGGCGCUAUUCUUCAAGCAAUUUGUUAUCAAGAAUUUCUGCCCUCGUUGUUAGGCGAUCGUUUAAAAAAACAUAUCCCUCCAUAUUCUGGCUAUAAUGACAAAGAAGAGCCAGCAAUUGCUGUAGAAUUUACUUCUGGUGCCUAUAGACUACAUGGAUUAAUUCGAGAAUUUUAUCAAUUGGCAGACUCCAAUUUUCGUAAAAUUGGGGAUGUUCGUUUUGUAAGUAAUGCUGGAAGUGUUGAUUUAAUUGUGAGAACUGGGACUGAUCAAUUAAUUAGAGGUAUGAUGGCUGUUCCGACAAAAAAGCCACAACGUUUGGCGCCUGCAGUUACUGAGGAAUUAUUUGAUGUGUCAGAUAUGGGCUCUAUAAAUAUUCAAAGAGGUCGAGACCAAGGCGUUCGGCCUUACAAUGAUUACAGAGACAUUUGUGGCCUUAAACGUCUGACUUCCUUUCAGGACUGGCCAGAAGUCUUGGAACCCGAAGUUAAGAAUAGGGUAGCCGCUUUGUAUGCAAGUGUAGAUGACGUUGAUCUUUAUGUUGGUGGAUUACUAGAGGCACCCGUAGGCAGUUCUUUAGUGGGACCAACCUUUACAUGUAUAAUUGCUGAUCAAUUUAGACGUAUACGUGAUGCGGACAGAUUUUUCUUUCAAAACCCUGGUGUAUUUACUCAAGCACAAGUAAAGUCUAUUCAACAAACAACACUUUCAUUUUGCAUUUGUGCAACUGGAGAAGAUUUUAAAAGGAUUAAUCCAAAUGCUUUUCUUGUUGAAAAUGGGUCAACAACUGUGCCUUGCUCUUCAAUUCCACAGUUGGAUUUGACUCCAUGGAGAGAAAUACCACAAGGAUAA
Molecule: messenger RNA, 2385 nt
Organism: Meloidogyne enterolobii
Lineage: Eukaryota; Metazoa; Nematoda; Chromadorea; Rhabditida; Meloidogynidae
Source: the annotation of a GenBank genome assembly